Molecule: messenger RNA, 2188 nt
Organism: Anolis sagrei ordinatus
Lineage: Eukaryota; Metazoa; Chordata; Lepidosauria; Squamata; Anolidae
Gene: SYT11
Product: synaptotagmin 11
Biological process (GO): regulation of calcium ion-dependent exocytosis; cellular response to calcium ion; calcium ion-regulated exocytosis of neurotransmitter
Cellular component (GO): exocytic vesicle; axon; plasma membrane
Molecular function (GO): clathrin binding; calcium-dependent phospholipid binding; phosphatidylserine binding
Source: RefSeq, a predicted model, not a curated record
CUUCCUUCCUUCCUUCCUCUCGGGCGGAGAAGCAGCAGCCGAGGAAGGGGCCUCCUUCGCCGGCCGCCAUGGCCGAGAUCGCCAGCAUCCAGCACGGCGGCUUCGAUGUCUCUCCAAUUGUGGCUGGCCUCAUUGGGGCCACCGUCUUGGUGGUCUCGGUCUCAGUGACCGUGUUCGUGUGGACGUGUUGCCACCAGCAAGCCGAGAAGAAGCACAAGACACCCCCCUACAAGUUCAUACACAUGCUGAAGGGCAUCAGCAUCUACCCGGAGACCCUGAGCAACAAAAAGAAAAUCAUACGGAUCCGGCGAGACAAGACGGGCGCUGCCAGGAAAGAUGGAAGCGGCAGCCUCACAGCGGAUGAGGCCGAAGCUGGGCUGGCGGGCUCAGAGAAAUUCUCAGGCGGCUUUGGCGUGCCUCCUUGUGUCAAACAGCUUCCCAUCAAGGUUGAUUAUGGAGAAGAGCUGAGCCCGGCCCAAAGCUUGACCCCAGCAGGGAGCAAAACACCCUCUCCGUCUUCCCCUGAAGAGGAGGUCAUGCUCGGGGUGUUGACUUUCUCGGUGGACUACAACUUCCCAAAGAAGGCCCUGGUGGUGACCAUCCAGGAAGCCCAUGGCUUGCCCGUCAUGGACGAGCAGAACCAGGGGUCGGAUCCCUACAUUAAGAUGACAAUCCUGCCGGACAAGAGGCACCGGGUGAAGACCCGUGUCCUUCGGAAGACCCUGGACCCCGUCUUUGACGAGACCUUUACCUUCUAUGGCAUCCCCUACAGCCAGCUCCAGGACCUGGUCCUGCACUUCCUCGUGCUGAGCUUCGACCGCUUUUCUCGAGACGACGUCAUCGGCGAGGUGAUGGUGCCGCUAGCUGGGGUGGACCCCAGCACCGGGAAGGUCCACUUGACCCGGGAGAUCAUCAAAAGGAACAUACAGAAAUGCAUCAGCCGAGGGGAGCUGCAGGUGUCCUUGUCCUACCAGCCGGUGGCCCAGAGGAUGACGGUGGUGGUGCUGAAGGCGAGACAUCUGCCCAAAAUGGACAUCACUGGCCUCUCAGGUAAUCCCUACGUCAAGGUGAACGUCUACUACGGCAGGAAGCGGAUCGCGAAGAAGAAGACUCACGUCAAGAAGUGCACUUUGAACCCCGUCUUCAACGAGUCCUUCAUUUACGACAUCCCCACCGAGCUGCUCCCCGACAUCAGCAUCGAGUUCCUGGUCAUCGACUUUGACCGGACCACCAAGAAUGAAGUGGUGGGGCGGCUGAUCCUGGGGGCGCACAGCGUCACAGCAGGCGGCGCAGAACACUGGCGAGAAGUGUGCGAGAGUCCCCGGAAGCAGGUCGCCAAGUGGCACAGCUUGAGCGAGUAUUAGCAGGGUAAGCUGAGGGCCCGAGAGGCCCCUCGGCAUACAGACUCUUGACCCCCCCCCCUUCCUCCUCCUCCUCCCCCUUCGGUUUUAGUCAUAGAGUUAAAAAGUUUCUGUAAGAAGCCGCCAAUCCGUUUUCUCUAGUGACGUUAACUUUUGCAGGGCACAUAACACUAUAAAGUUCUAAAACAAAACAAAAUAAUAUACAAGGAAAAAAAAAAGCAUUAAUUUUAAUAAUACCACAAAAAUACGUAUUUUAUCCAAACAGUGUAACUGCACUAUUUGCAUGCUGAAUACAAACAAUUUUUUUUAAAAAGCAGAAAAAAACGUAGUCUAACUGACCAAUAUCGAGGUACCGUUCUGAAUACGAUUUUUCUCUUGUCACGAUGGAAGUUGUGUUUUGUGCUGAACUGUCUGUGUCGGUAUUCACCACAACUGGCUUCUUCAGCUUCUCUUCCAACUUUUCCCCCACUUUUUCUUUCGAAAUGCAAAACAAGACGAGUCUGGGGUUGGAUCGCUGGUUCCUUGUUCAACCUCCCCACUCUCUUCCUUGCCAGUUUUGUGACUUAAGUGUCAAUGCAUUUCCUUGGCAAUGUUUUUGAUGCACCUGGAGCAAGCAGAUAUUUGGGAAGGGACACAGGGCGAGAAAAGGGAUUUAUGGGCCGGAAAUAAGGAUCUGAGACGAAUCGUUUUGAAAUGCCCCUUAUUGGUGCUGCAGCAACCAAGAGCAAAUAUAGUCCCAUUGUACAGUUCAAGCAGCCCAAUACCGAUGGGCUGUUAAAGCUUCAUCCUAUGCAAUCCUGGGAUUUGUGGUUGCAAGAAGUACAUGU